Messenger RNA from Ooceraea biroi (clonal raider ant), 3455 nucleotides. RefSeq names its product probable cytochrome P450 6a13. Lineage: Eukaryota; Metazoa; Arthropoda; Insecta; Hymenoptera; Formicidae. The record is from RefSeq and is a predicted model, not a curated record. Gene Ontology annotation, molecular function: monooxygenase activity; iron ion binding; oxidoreductase activity, acting on paired donors, with incorporation or reduction of molecular oxygen.
AAUUUUACCUGCAGAUAAUUUUAUCUGUAAAUGAUUUAUAAUUUUAUAUAAUCAAGUUAAAAUAUUAUACCAUAUUGCUUAACGCAAGUGCAACUGCAUAUACACAUAUACAUAUACAUAUAAUAAAUGUUUUUUGUAUAUAGUACAAUAUUUGCAUAUAAGUUUAACUACAUGAUAGCGUUUUACAGUGACUUAUAGCUUAUCAUUUAUGAUUCGUAUUUAUCUUACGAUAUUAGAGAUUAUAAAGUAAUAUUUUAUUUUCGCAUGAGAAAGAUAAGCUUAUAAUUUUUGGUAUAUCACGAAAUAUACUAUCACUUAUAAAAAGAAUUAUUAUAAGAAUCUGUAUUGUAUGAUAUAUUUUAAAUCUUUAGAUAAAAUGAAGUUUUUAUUUCGAUUUCGUACGACAUAUUUUGUAAAAUCAUAUUUUUAUUUAAAAAUGCAUGAAAAAAUGAAUUAUUUGAAGUUUGUACGUUAUAUGGUAUGCGUGAUACACAUUUGUAUUUGAUUCUUCAUACUAAAACUAAAAACGAAAAUAGCAUUCGCCAAAAGUUUUAUACAUACAAAUUAAAUAAAUAUUCGAAACAAUCGUAAGCAACUCCGUAAAUUACCGUUAAUUAUUUCAAUCAAAGUUAUCCAUGGAUUAGAUUGAGUAGUGGUAGUACCUAGAUCUUAAUGCAACUUCAAGAUUUACUUGUGCUGAAUACGUAAAUACUUUAUUAAAUCUUAUAUUAUGAUAUAGUCUGAAAUAUGUGUGUGUGUGUGUGUGCGCGCGCGCGCGCGCGCGUGUGCGUGUGUGUGCUUAUGUGCUUAUUUGCGCAUAAUCCCAAUCUUGCGUAUUUUACAGAUAGCGAUUCGCAUAUAAUUAAUCAUGUUCUAUAGAUAUCCAAGGAAUUUUGAUUUCAUGAAGAUUAGAUUAACAGAUCACGCCAUUAUAUUGCUUCGUAAAAGUCAUAUGCUAGACGUAUAAAUAAUCAGAACAAUUUUAUAUGUUAUAUUUAUGCCUCACUGUAAAGGUUGUUAUCAUAUAUUAGUACAUUUUAGAUUUAGAAUUUUAGCAUUAUAUCUAAAUGAAAGCAAAACUUUCCUGUUCUUACUUUCUGUUAAUAGUCAAUUAAUCUACGUUCAUAUUUAGAUCACACAAUUUUAGAUGACGCUCAUAUUAGACAGUUAGAUUACUCACGAAAAAACAAAAGCUACUCUACUAGUAAAAAUAAAUAUGGAAGAACCAUAGUUCUGUUCUAUCCAAUUAUUAUCUACGAAAGAGAGAGAAAAAGAGACAGAGAAGAGGAAGAAAGAAAGAGAAAAAAACAAAAAUUUUAUCAAGAUAUCCUACACCUCGGCGGAAGAGGUAACAAUUCGGCUAUACAUUCGGCCGUAAACCGAGUGGCUCUCGAAGCUGGCGCGAACGCAAAGUCUUUAUAAAUGCGUUGCGUUCGUUUAUGACUUCCAGUCAGUAGGAGAUCGGCCUUUUGACGAGAACGAUACGUCAUGACAUGCGCGUAGAAUAUACGUCGUUUUUUUCUCCAUAUUAUUCUCCGUCUUUUCCAUCCACCACCUUCUUGACAUUUAUUGAAGCCUUGAUCAUGACGACGAUUACACAUCAUAUCGUUGCAUGCUGCUAGAAGUCCGUGAACAAUGCAAACAAGCUUAUGCUGCGGAAUGAAAACUGCUUUUUGAGAUAAUAGUACACCAAAUAGAGGUUGAAAAUGCUUGACAUCAUAAGGCUAUUUCUCGAUCCUUUCUUGUUGAUUGUGCUCUUCCUUGGAAGUUUAUACUUUUAUCUUACCGGAACUUUUGAUUUUUGGAAAUGCCGUGGCGUGCCAUUCAAAAAACCAGCUAUACUCGUUGGUAACUUUGGUUCCAUGCUGCUGUUCCGAAAGUCGCAACCAGAAGGCGUUAAAGAGAUGUAUGAGUGGUUUAAAAACGAAAGAUAUUUUGGAGUGUUUCGCGUGAGAUCACCUGUGUUGAUCUUACGGGACCCCAACUUGGUGAAGAAUAUAUGCGUGAAAGAUUUCGCAUGCUUUAUGAACCGUGGGAUUCCGAAUAACACUCAGGAUCCACUUUUCGGAAAUCUGUUUAAUCUCGAAGGGCACGAAUGGAAAAGCCUCAGAUCGAAAUUAACGCCUGCGUUUUCGUCGGGUAAGCUGAAGCGAAUGUUCUACCUGCUGGUGGAGUGCUGCAUGGAGUUCCAGAAGCUCAUCGACACGAGUUGCAGCAUAGAUCGGGCAAUCGAAGUACGGGAACUGGCAACGAAAUUCACUAUCGACGUCAUCGGCAGUUGCGCCUUCGGCAUACAGAUAAACGCACUCACCGACGAGGAAUGUGAGUUUCACAGGAUGGUGAAGAGGCUCUCGAAGCCAAGUUACAAGGCCACUCUUUGGAGGAUGCUGCGAACGGCUGUACCGAAAUUAUACAAAUUGCUGGGCGUGCAGGUCAUCGAUCCGAGCGUAACCAGAUUCUUCAAGGGUGUCGUGUCGCAAAUGAUCAGUCAGAGGGAGAAUAAUUGCAUUAGGCGACACGAUUUCAUGGAUCUACUGAUCGAGCUGAAGAACAAGGGCGCUUUAGAUAAUGACGCUAGAAAGGUGCAAAUCGGUAGCAAUAAAGAUGCGCAAGCGGCAAAAGAUAAGAUAUUGGACGAAAACACUAUUGCGGCACAAGCAUUUGUUUUCUUCGUCGCUGGUUACGAAACGUCCUCGAAUACAAUCGCGUUCUGCCUUUAUGAAUUAGCUCUGAACCAAGAGAUUCAAGAAAAGACCAGGCAAGAGAUCUAUGAUGUCAUUAAUGCACAAAAUGGGAAAUUAACUUAUGAUGCAGUGCAGGAAAUGAAAUAUCUUGAUAUGGUAAUAUUAGAGACCCUGAGGAAGUAUCCAUCAGCUCCGUUACUUUCUCGAAAGUGCGAGUACAAGUACCAGAUACCGGAUAGCAAAGUGGAACUACCAGCUGGUAUGCGGGUGAUCAUACCGAUUUAUGGCCUUCAUCACGAUCCAAAUUAUUAUCCCGACCCAGCGACUUUCAACCCCGAGAGAUUCACAGAGGAAAAUAGACGCACGAGGCAUCCUUACACGUAUCUUCCAUUUGGAGAAGGACCGCGAAAUUGUAUAGGAAUGCGUUUUGCGUUAUUACAAAUCAAGAUGGGAAUAAUAUCGUUCCUCAAGAAUCACCAAGUUGACAUAUGUGACAAAUCGAUAGUGCCGAUAAAGUUUAGCAGACGAAGUCUUGUAACAACAAGUGAGACGGGCUUUUGGUUAAAUAUUACUCGAAUUCCCUAAGCAUGUAGAUAUUUUUAAAUUCUUCUUCAAGCUCUUCUUCAAGAAAUUGUUGAUUAAUUUAAUGAUUUUCACAUAAUACGCAUGGUACAGUCUAGCUAGAGGUGUAUAAACAACACACACACACAAGGCGGAGUAACUUUUCAUUUCUCUACUUGAAAUAUUUGGAAAACAAGCGACAAUUUAUUU